UAAGUUGUUUACUUUAGAAUACCAUGUAUGUUUCCUCAGUGUUGCGCCAUUUUCUUUCAUUUUCUAGUGACCAGUGGGAGACCCGGGAUCAGAGCCAAGACUUGAAACGCCAGGUGAGCACUGUGGUGAUCUUCAGUUCCCGCAGUGCCCAGGUCUACCAUUGGAGGAAGGAAAGGGAGGGGCAGUGAUUGAAGGGCAGGGAAGAAGAACGAGAUAGAGCCCUGGGUAGCCUACUUGCUUAACGACUUCACAAAAAGACUCAAUCUUGUAAGGACUAGUGGAACUAAGCUGAGAGACGCAAACCGACAUUGACACCAGUCCAGAGACAAGUGCAGUUCAAGAUCGGCCUGAUGGUUGUUGUAACUGGUUGUUGGUGAGAUAUAGGUGUGGAAAACAAGUCGAUUUCUUAUUGGUGGUCUUGUUACGUGAUACUGUGACACGUUGAGGUUUUUCCUUAUUUUAUAUCUUAGAAGGAAUGAUUUCUACAUGUUUGUCUGUAGCUCGCGCAUUCCCCCUCAGUCAGUGUUAUUGUCCUACAGGAUGUAAAAUAACUGUAGAUGGGAGACAGUGUAUUAUAACGUUAACGGGUCCAGUCGGUAAGUAGUUAGUGAGAGAUGUCAAAAGUUGUGAUGUUUUAUACUCGGAGGUGUCGUUUAUUUUCUAUCAUUUUAACAAUUUGAAGGCCAUUCGUGCGUGUUAAGAAACUUUACAGCAGAAUCGAGUGUCUAGUGAAAAUUACAAGUGUCUGUCUUAUUUUAAACGCUAAAUGUAGGCUUUUUAUAGAACACCAGUGCACAACCAUCUAAUCCAGCUAUGAAUAACUGUCCUAGAUCACAUAAGGAAAGCUUUGGCUUACUGUCCCAUAGACUGUGUUUGACUUCAGCUGGUAUCGCCUUUACCGUAGGAAUGUUAUGCGGAGUUCUAUUACCAGUGUAUCUGUCUGGAUCAUCUUCAACGCCAGGAUUUUUUACAUCUCGUGGACGAGACUAUAAGAAACAAGUCACUGAUAAAGAAUGGCAGGAUGUGGAGCCCAUAACACAGAGUUUAUCAGUAACUCAAGCUUCAGUGAUUGUUGUUGUUCCUAGACCAGAUGAAAAGGAAGGAAUGCUGAACGUGCACCAGUUUCUUAAUAGUGAAAAACCGGAUGAUAGUCUCGAAAGGACAAAGGAAGGGCACACUUUGAAAGACGAAAUGCUUCAUCUGCUGAAAACAGGCCGUGUGGCACUGACAAAUGGUUUUCAACAGAAGGGGCAGGUCGCUGAAAACGGUAAGGAAAUAUUAAUUGCGAAUUCCGUAAUUCCAUCGCAUUACUUAGUUCGUAUUGACUCUUCAAAAAUUUCUCACAAAAAUGAGAACCGAUCGAACUAUUUUCUAACUACGAAACUUAAUUUGAAAAAUAGUGGAGCUAAAAAUUUGAGUUUUAAUAAAGGUUUUAACGAAACAGCAGUAGGGGUUGAGAACAACGAAAUGACAGGUUUACUCCCCGCGGAAAGCCGCCUUGUUCCAGAGAGUUUGGCCACUACCACUUUCCACCCCAAGCCCAGUCUCCGCUGGCUCCCUACGGCGAAGCGAAACUUGCCGGGGCGAGCGAAAUACGUAGGAAGGCUCUUGACUUCUGGAGUCAACCUCGGCAGUAACAAUAUUGAUGAUAUCUCCUCAACACAACCGAGUACCUCGGUAACCCCCUUUUCCCUUAGGAGCCAGAAGAAUUAUGCUGGUCCAGAUCCCAAGGUAAUAACUAACAUAGUCAACGGAAUAUAUUGGGCAGAAGAACUGGAAAAAAAUAUCCCUGAUGGAUUCAUUAAAGAUAUGGACAACUGGCGUCAGUUUGUUAAUAAAACCAAGAUAGUAAAAAUCUCAGAAGGCUGCGGUAGGAUGCAAAAUCGAUUGAUUACUUUUGAAAAUGGAAAUAAUUCGUGUUGUCGAUACAGACAGAACAACGAUCAAAUCCAGGGAGAAAUUUUCUCAUUCUAUCUAAGUAGACUUUUGAAUAUCGGAAACUUGCCGCCCUCCGUGCUGGCCGUCAUCAGAGGUCAGGAGCGUCAGUGGGAGCGGGUGCAUUCCCAACUUUACUUGGCCCAGUGGAAUGUCGAGCGGCCCGUUGUGUUGACCAAGUUCGUGGACGACUUAGAACCUGCUUAUAUUCCUCCCGCCUUUCGCACCAAAGAUCGACGUCUUCAUCCUGUGGCUGAAGAUCUGUCCAAUAAAACGAUGGACGAAUUAAUAGAGCUUGCUCAGUGGUCAGACUUGAUCAUAUUUGAUUACUUGACGGCUAAUCUCGAUCGUAUGGUAAACAACAUGUUUAACGAACAGUGGAAUUCGGAGAUGAUGAACUCACCAACGCAUAAUCUUGCUAAACAUAAAGAGUCAGGAUUACUUAUAUUCUUUGAUAACGAAUCUGGACUUCUUCAUGGUUAUCGCUUAUUGGACAAAUAUGAACACUUUCACCGAUAUCUUAUAAAUUCCUUGUGUGUGUUUCGUAAAAAAACUGCUGACUCUGUAGUCAGAAUACACAGGACUAAAAACAUUGCUAAACUUUUGAAACAAGCGUUUAUAAACUACGAUCCAGGUAUGUCUGACUGGUUACCGUUCCUGCCAGAGCAUAGUAUAAAAACACUUAAACACAGGAUCCAAAUAGUAUAUGAUCAAAUUCAACAAUGCAGAGUAAGAUAUAAUACGAAAGUGGAUCUAGAACAAACGAAUAUUGAGCGAUAGUUAACGACAUGACUAAGUCCUCCGUAGUUAAAAUAUAUUAGUAAUUUGUACAGUCAGUGCAAUUAUUUUAUGGAACAAAAUACCCCUUUCUUUAGUGUAUCUUCAACCCACUAGGGCCGUCCUGUGUCCUUGUACAACUGUGAUUUUAUCAUCUUUUAUCUGAGAUUAGGAUUUACUAGUUUGAAGCUAGGUGGGGUUGCUUCUCUGAUGUAUUCUGUCAGCUGAUACAGAACAACCAAUUUCCGAACACGUGUUUCUUUGAGUGUGAUAUAAUACCCAGAGGUACAGCUUAAAUUGUCUAAAUGACAACUGUCCCUAUCGAUGACGAGGGGGAAAAUAUGUAUGCUUUCUUUCCAUCAUGAGAGACCCCUGGAAAAAGACGAGAGCCAGCUGUGUGCCUGUACACGAGUGAAAUUCUUUUUUUUUUUUACUUCUCUGCACGUGCUUUGAAAAACUCAAUAACUUCAAGGUAAAAACUGAACUCUGCUUUUUCUUCUUAGUUGAUAAAGAACCUAAAAAGAUUUUUUGAACUUCUUUAACCCAGUAAAUCUGGGAAUGUUUAAAGUAGCUUGCUGCACGAGUCCACAAAUGUUGCAAGUUUGAAAAAAUCAGGUAUUUUGUUUUUAUAUAAUGCUAUAGAACUGGCUGUGGUGUGCAAACAUCUGUAGAAUAUGUGUGUAAAAUUAUGUACAUAAUACAAUGUAAAAUUCGAAGCAUUGAUUCUGUACAUAUUAUUCUAGGUGUUAAAU
Molecule: messenger RNA, 3464 nt
Organism: Limulus polyphemus (Atlantic horseshoe crab)
Lineage: Eukaryota; Metazoa; Arthropoda; Merostomata; Xiphosura; Limulidae
Product: extracellular serine/threonine protein kinase four-jointed-like
Exons: 1
Coding region: 814-2715 (633 amino acids)
Biological process (GO): cell-cell signaling
Source: RefSeq, a predicted model, not a curated record